UAUUAUUUUCAUAGAAAUAGUUAGGUAGUAUCAAACAGAAACAAAGAAAAGAAAUCAACAAUGUGCUUCGUUUUCUAAUCCAGUGACAACUCUCUCUUAUAGCUCCUUGUUUGUUUUCUCUGCAUUCCAGAGUACCAUACAAAGUCUCACAAGACCACCAGCAUUCUCUAGUCAACAUCUUCAGCUACAAUAAUAGUUUUUUUUGGAUUCUGAAUCCAGCAACUUUUGAGUUACCAUAGUUUUGGAAUAUAUACUCCCUGAAGCUGUCGGUUAAUAGUUCUGGCAGAACAUUCUUCACUCAAGGAAACAAAGGGUAGUCCCUUGCAAGUAGAAGAAUUCAGAUGUUGAAGAGACACAAGUUCAACAAGAGCAUACAUAAUAGGCUGUGAUGUUCAUUUUGAAAUUUGGAUCUACAUGAGAAAAUGGUGCCUGAAAACAUGAAAAAACAACUUGCUUUGGCUCUGAGAAGCAUCCAGUGGAGCUAUGCAAUCUUCUGGUCUGAUUCACCUAACCAACCCGGGGUCUUGAGCUGGGGUGAAGGGUAUUACAAUGGAGACAUUAAGACAAGGAAGACAAGUCAAGGAGUAGAACUGAGUUCUGAUCAAAUAGGCUUCCACAGGAGUGAGCAACUAAGAGAGCUGUUCAAGUCCCUCAAAACUGCAGAGACCAACCCACAAACAAAAAGGCCUUCAGCUUCACUAUCCCCUGAAGAUCUCACUGAUACAGAAUGGUAUUAUUUGGUUUGUAUGUCAUUUGUAUUCAACAUUGGCCAAGGGUUACCAGGAAGAGUUGUAGCCAGUGGCCAACCCAUUUGGAUGACCAAUGCUCAUUCCACUGAUUGCAAACUUUUUAGUCGCUGUCUGCUGGCAAAGAGUGCAUCCAUUCAGACAGUGGUGUGUUUUCCUUUUAUGGAAGGGGUCAUUGAGCUAGGCACAACAGAUCAUGUCUCAGAAGAUCUCCAUCUCAUUGAACGGAUCAAAACUUCUUUCUUGAACAUUCUGCAUGCUAAUGAUCCUUUAAAGUCCGGAGCCACAUCAAAAGCGAGAGAGGAGGAAAGUGUUGCUUGUGUUGCAGCAUUUGAUCACAAUGCUUACAAUGCUGAAUUAAUUCCAGAAGUUGGGUAUGGCAUAAUCAACACAACAACCUCUCCUGAUGGAAGUUCUAAUGCUUUACAAGCCAACCAACCACCAGAUGAAACAUUCAUGGUUGAUAGGAUAAACCGUGGCAGCACGUCUCAAUUCCAAAGCUGGCAAGUUGUUGAUGAUGAACUAAGCAACUGUGUCCACAACUCCGUGAAUUCUAGUGACUGCAUAUCACAAACUUUUGCCAGCCCUGAGAAGAUUGGUUCUGCUCCUAAUGUUGAAAACCUUUCUGACCUUCAAAAGUGCAAUAACCAAAAAAUGACCUUAGUGGAUCCUCUAAGUGAUGAUUGGCAUUACCAAAAAGUUCUUUCUGCCCUUUUAAAAAACUCAGACCAGUUAAACAUUGGGAUGCAUUUUCAGAACUUUUAUCAGGAGUCAAUCUUUUCCAUUUGGAAGAAAGGAGGGCCUAUGGAUUGCCAAAGGCCAAGAGUAGGAGCCUCACAAAACUUGUUGAAGAAAGUGCUGUUUGAAGUUCCUAGGAUGCACUUGGAUGGAUUGCUUGAGUCUCAAGAAGAGAAUGACUAUAAAGAGGGAACAAGACUAGAGGCUGAUGAAAAUGGCAUGAACCAUGUUUUGUCAGAAAGAAGAAGAAGAGCAAAACUAAAUGAAAGGUUUUUAACACUUAGAUCAAUGGUCCCUUCAAAUAUCAAGGAUGACAAAGUUUCUAUACUAGAUGAUGCAAUUGAAUACUUUAGAAGCCUCGAGAAAAGGAUAAGAGAGUUAGAAGCUCAAAGGGACAUAACUAAUGUAGAAACUAGAGCUAAGAGUUCACCUCAAGAUAUGGUGGAGAGAACUUCUGAUCAUUAUUCCAACAAAAUUAACAAUGGCAAGAAAUCAGUGGUGAAAAAGAGAAAAAUUUGUGACAUGGAGAAGACUAAUUCAGAUGCUCUGAAAGUUAGUUCUACUAAUGACGUUACUAUCACUAUGAAUGAUAAUGAUGUUGUAAUUGAAAUUACAUGUUCUCCUAGAGCAGGAAGACUAAUGGAAAUUAUGGAAGCACUUAACAGUCUCAAUAUAUAUUUCAAAUCAGUUCAGUCAACAGAAGCUGAUGGGCAUCUUUAUCUGACCAUUAAAUCUAAGUUAACAGGACCAACUAAUGCAACAGCAAAAAGGAUCAAACAAGCACUCCAAAAAGUGGUUUUGAAAAGUUGAAUAUUUGUAUUUCACUAGAUGAUCAUGGAGUUGUUCAAUUUGAUUCCUGCCAUUGCCAUGUGACACAGAGACUAGAGAGUUCAUUAUACUGGUGGAGUCACAUGGAGAUUCUUUCUGGAGACUUCUAAUAAAGGGAAAAAUAGUCUUUGAGCAAUAGGCAAUGGCAUAACUUUUGAUGAUGUAACUUGACUUUUGUUUAAACAAUUGUAAAUGGGUACAUAGACUUAGUUGACUAGUUUGGUAUGUAAUGCUGCUAUUUGCCCCUAUAGACUAACACAGUUUGACUAAUGACUAUAAUUGAUUGUGAGAUUGACAUUUUUAGAGCU
This is a messenger RNA of Lotus japonicus, 2620 nucleotides long. Its product is annotated as transcription factor EGL1. Gene Ontology annotation, molecular function: protein dimerization activity. The coding region runs from base 423 to 2294 and encodes 623 amino acids. The record is from RefSeq and is a predicted model, not a curated record. The transcript is spliced from 8 exons. Lineage: Eukaryota; Viridiplantae; Streptophyta; Magnoliopsida; Fabales; Fabaceae.